Messenger RNA from Bemisia tabaci, 3830 nucleotides. RefSeq names its product solute carrier family 25 member 32. Lineage: Eukaryota; Metazoa; Arthropoda; Insecta; Hemiptera; Aleyrodidae. Gene Ontology annotation, biological process: nucleotide transport; transmembrane transport. The record is from RefSeq and is a predicted model, not a curated record.
CUAUUCUACUCCUCUACGUGUUUACAUUUUUAGGUUAUGUUGCAUGUCUCCGGUCUCUCAUGAACGCAGUUUGCCUGUCUCGUGCCUGAAGUUGAAAGUUCAUUCCCUCGAUAAUGAUUGAAAUUCGUCCUUAGUUUCGUCAGUUCGCUUGCCGUUUUCAUCUCUUGUUAUUAUUUCUCAACUAACUUCAACCUCCCGACUCUUUGGAGUUCAAGGAUAGUUUAACACCAAGUGACUUAGUGUUGUGUGUAUGAAAGCAUUACCCAUUACAUCAUGAAAUUAACUGAAGAGAAUGAAGAGGACAUUCCAGAAUUUCCAGAAACUUUUUUUGUAGACUAUGUGAAGUUGACUCAUUUUGUCGCAGGAGUCUCCGGAGGUGUUGCAUCAACUCUCAUUCUUCAUCCACUCGACCUCCUAAAAAUUAGAUUCUCAGUAUGUGAUGACAGGACUCCUGAUCGCAAGCACCUAGGAUUAAAGCAAACGGUACAAUCAAUCUAUAGAACAGAAGGCUGGGAGGGCUUUUUUAAAGGUGCCUAUCCAAACUUUUUUGGAUGUGGUCUCUCGUGGGGUUUUUAUUUCCUUUUCUAUAGCGAUCUGAAGAGUUUAAUGCAAGGCGGAGAUGCAACUAAAGAUAUUGGACCUUUCAAGCACAUGCUUGCUGCAUCAACAGCAGGUGCAGUGACGCUUGCCAUAACAAACCCCAUUUGGGUAACCAAAACCCGACUGUGCCUUCAGCAGCAACAGAACAAAAAUCCUCAACUUCACUAUGCAGGCAUGAGAGAUUGUAUGGCCAAAAUCUGUGAAGAAGAAGGUUUUCGAGGACUAUACAAGGGAUUUGUGCCCGGUCUGCUGGGCGUUUCUCAUGGAGCAAUUCAAUUUAUGAUUUACGAAGAGUUCAAAAGUUCAUCCAAUGUCAGGCAAGGAAGACCAAUCAAUUCACAACUUGAUACUAAGGAAUAUAUUUUGUAUGCGGCUGUAUCUAAGGUCAUUGCCUCAAGUCUUACUUUCCCAUACCAGGUGAUUCGAUCAAGGCUGCAGGACCAGCACCGUCGAUACAGAGGAUUCAAACACUGUGUUAAAUUAACCUAUGAUAGAGAAGGCUGGAAGGGUUUUUACAAAGGUCUUACUCCUAGUCUAAUCCGGGUGGUUCCAUCAACAAUUAUCACUUUUGUAGCUUACGAGAAUAUUUCUUCGUUCUUGCGUAGUAAAUGGACUAGCCAUGAAAAUGAAGCUUAAGGUUACCCUUGUCAAUUUACUGUGUAGCUAGUGUUGUUUGUAUAUUUUAUGUCUCGUACUCUCUUCAUGGUACCAUUUUUCUUUCGUGAAGUUGAAAAGUAGCUCUGAAGCACCUUGUUUAUAGUGAUUCAGGUUUUUUGGACUGUUGUGACGCAAGAUUAACCAACCUCUCAUUAAAAUUUGAGGAUAUAAAAAGCAGUUUAUUAAUUAUGCAAUAUGAAGGUGAAGAGUCAGAGUCUAGACCAGUGUUUCACGAAGCAGGGAGUCAAGCAAUACAUUAUGUCAUGUAUUAGUUGCUGAAAAGGGCUGAUCUUCUGCAGAUCAUUGUUAAAUGUUUCAAAAAAUUUUAACAACCUCUGAUUUAUAUGGUUUAAGGAAAGGCCGUCCUCAGUGUGAUGGGACUUUUUAGCUAUGAUCCAGUCUAGCAUAUCAAGGAGAACAGGGAGUUAUGCGUUUCGCCUGUGGUCGGCCCUCACCUUGGCUUCAGGCUCAAUUUUUAAAACCCAUCUAAAAUUAUUUAGGAGCAUGUAUGAUUUCUGACACGGCUGUUCAUUUAGCACGAAACUUUAAGAGGAGUAAAAUGCAGCUGAAGUAUCGAGUUUUUGCCACUUUCCUACAAUGCCAAGUCCUAAUUUUCCAGUUCAUUUUUCCUUGUGCGGUCUGAUAUCAUUAUAAUAUUAUCGUAGAAUGGAAUCCAUCAAUAAAUUCCUAUUGACUUAAGUUUGAACAUGUCUAAAGAGCUAUAUAGAAACAGUGUCCCAUUUUCAACUGAAAUUCCAAUCAAAAUAAUGCAUGCAUUAAUUCAAUGUGAAAAAAGCAGUUAUUCCUAUUAAUAGCAAAUAUGCAGCGCAUAGAUAUUUUUUUGUCAUUUGCUCUAACAAUUAUUCCUCAAUAAUCUCAUGCUGAUUUUCAUUACUUUUUUGUUCUUUUCUCCCCUCACUAUGACAGUUUCUUUAGUUCUAUGUAGAUCCUAUCCUUAUUUAUAAGUUCAGGUGAAUCACGAAUUGACCUAAUGUAAAAUCUGUGCUAUUUUCAUCUUCAUUGCUUAAACUCGAAGUAUAGAGAUAUUGUACGUAUCCCAUUCUGCUUUUGCUACCUCUGGUGUGAGAAUCAUUUCGACUGUUAAUUGUAGCAAAUCCUAUGUAUCAACAUCACUAGUUUGUGAUUAAAUAUUUACCCUUUACUAUCCAAACUUUAUUUGAAUCACUAAAUAUAAAAAGGGCACAUGUCCAGAAAACUAAAUUGUUCAGGAGACACAAAAAACUGUUUAUUUCAUGGUAGAUAUUUUUUUAAACAUAACGACUUUCCAAAAAAUAUCUACCACGAAAUAAACAGUUUUUUGUGUCUCCUGAACAAUUUGGUUUUCUAGACAUGUGCCCUUUUUGUAUUUAGUGAUUCAUUUGGAAGUUUCAUAAGUUCUUAUGAUCUGUUCAUUUGCCUAUCUCUAAGUCUAUUUCAUGUCACUUAUCACCCAAUUAUUACAUUCAGCGUUAUUGUUAUACCCUUAUAAUAAAAAAAGGCUAGUUUGACACCAUGAUUCAUUCCUAUGUAGUUAACUGUGAUGAGAAUGAAUUAGAUAUUGAAUGGACCAAGUCAAAAAAGUAAAUCCUUGAAACCUGAUUCAAGAGCCCUCUGGUCAGAAAAUCCUCUAAUUUUGAGAAGAAAAUAUUUUAAAGAGAAAAAAAAGCUCAUAAAGUAUAAUUAAUUCAAAGACUUUGUCUGCGAUCAAUACUGCUCCUCAGUUGUUCAAUUUUCUGUUUGAUGGUGUCGUGAGCUCUUCUCUAAUAUUGAAAUAAUGUAAGUCAUAGUAAGGUACCCAAGAAAUGUUUCUUUCUCACCCUCAGUUUCUUUCCAGCAAUUAUUUAAUGCUGCUGUUAAUACUUGGUCUUCUCUAAUUUUUGUUGCAAUUUAUUAUUUUAAUUGAUCAGCAUAGUAUUUUUUUUAUUUAAAAAAAAAAAAAAAAAACUCACCAAGCCUUAUAAGAAUUAUCUUGUGCUAGACCAGUGACACUUGAUGACAUACCUAAUCUUUAUUGGUUCAUGCAUUCAAAAUGUAUGAGAAGCACUUGAAUGAAGUUGAAAGCAGCUAGUGGUGUGUUUUUUUCUCCUCUUAGAGGUUCUGUGAUUUGUGACAAUAGUCUCGUCUAAUGGUCCCAAGUGUGCGAUCACCUGCUCUGCAGUUCCCUUUUUUCUGCCUUUUGUUUUAUUUUGUUGUAUUAACUGACAAAACCGUUGGAAAGGCAAAUUCAGCUUCAGAAAAUGGCAACAUCAAUGAGAAAGAACCAUGUACCGACUAAGUCAUUUUAUUAAGAAUUAUUUUAAUGUACCCUCUAAUUUCCUGUAGAUUUGUGUAGGUACACCAUCUCCUCCCCUCCCAUUGUUUUUUUUUUUUAGGGGGGGGGGGGGUCUUGAGAUUUUGUAGAAAAAAUUACAAUCAAUAAAUCUGGAUUUUGGAUCUAAUAUAAUGCUCUAUGGUUAUCACUUGUUUCACUGAAGACUCCUUGUGUGUAAAAGAAACAGUGUUCUUAAUAUCUUAGAAUUGUUCACCUCAACAUGGAAUAAAUAAACAAGUAUAAAUUUAACUGUCUUGUAAAA